This is a messenger RNA of Fopius arisanus, 753 nucleotides long. RefSeq lists its product as uncharacterized. The transcript has 4 exons. Bases 184 to 615 code for a protein of 143 amino acids. The record is from RefSeq and is a predicted model, not a curated record. NCBI's taxonomy places the organism in Eukaryota, Metazoa, Arthropoda, Insecta, Hymenoptera, Braconidae.
AAAUGAUUGGAGAUUCUAUAUAAAUGAAGCAGCUAGUGCAAUGGCAUUAUUUAUCGUUUAUCCUUGCGAAUUCAGUAUGUUAUCAGUCCAGUGCAUUGCACUUAUCGCGGUUACGAUUUUUCCGGCGGUUUAUGCGGACGUAAGCCGUUCACCCAUAUCGUCGUCGAGGAAGUAAACGUUAAAAUGGAGGAGAAUCCGUUUUUCGAUCCUUGGACUGUGAUUUUCGAUCCUGUCGGAGAACAAGUUUCACUGAAAACACCGAUUAAACAAGACCUUCCUCCCAACAUGAUGAUUGGAAUAGAUUUGAUUUUGGAUGGUAUCGAGAUGAUGCAUUUCGAGUCAUUAAUGUGCGACCUCUUCAACGAUCCAAUAAUUGGAAAAGGAAUAGUGGACCAUGGCCGGCCCAUUGGAGUGUAUCCCACCAGUUGUCCAUUUGUAGCGAAUCCAGACUUGGUAAUCGAAAAUUGGGAGUUUCCUGCGGAUAAAGUGCCACCAGGUAUUCCUGAUAGCUCAGCCGAGUGUACGUUCACGGUUUUCGAAAAGGGAAAACCUCCUGCUGUCACCAUUACCGGAACAGGAAAGCUCAUACAUAAAUUCCCUGGGAUCGGACGUUAACUCAGCAAUCUAAAGAAUUUUCCUCUGCUCUUUCCUUUGAUAAAAAAUAUUUGUUAAUCUAGAUUUGUAAUAAAUCUUGUUAUGGAAAUGUAUUUUUUGCCGCUCCACUGAAAAUAAAUGAAUAUGUUCAUUAAAUUA